Xyrauchen texanus (razorback sucker) is the source of this 3822-nucleotide messenger RNA. Its product is annotated as calcium load-activated calcium channel-like. The transcript is spliced from 7 exons. The record is from RefSeq and is a predicted model, not a curated record. NCBI's taxonomy places the organism in Eukaryota, Metazoa, Chordata, Actinopteri, Cypriniformes, Catostomidae. Gene Ontology annotation, biological process: endoplasmic reticulum calcium ion homeostasis. The coding region runs from base 104 to 670 and encodes 188 amino acids. Gene Ontology annotation, molecular function: calcium channel activity. Gene Ontology annotation, cellular component: endoplasmic reticulum membrane; cytoplasm; endoplasmic reticulum.
UGUCACUGUACUAAUGCUGACGCUGCUGUUCCUUCGAGCUUGUGCUUGCACCAAAACUAUUAUCCAGAUUUAACACAUAAUCACAUUCCUAAACAUCUCCAAAAUGAGUAUAAUGUUCGCAGAUACGAUUCUUAUUGUGUUUAUAUCUAUUUGCACGGCAUUAUUAGCGGAAGGAAUAACAUGGGUUCUGGUGUACCGUACAGACAAGUACAAGAGGCUUAAGGCAGAGGUUGAAAAACAAAGUAAAAAACUGGAGAAAAAGAAAGAGACAAUUACUGAAUCAGCUGGGCGUCAGCAGAAAAAAAAAAUUGAGAGACAAGAGGAGAAACUCAAGAACAAUAACAGAGACCUGUCCAUGGUUCGGAUGAAGUCAAUGUUUGCCAUUGGCUUUUGCUUCACUGCUUUGAUGGGCAUGUUCAAUUCCAUCUUUGAUGGUCGUGUUGUGGCCAAGCUUCCAUUUGUCCCUUUGUCCUAUAUCCAAGGCCUCUCACACCGCAACCUCCUUGGUGAAGAUUACACCGAUUGUUCUUUCAUCUUCCUCUACAUCCUGUGCACCAUGUCAAUUAGACAGAAUAUCCAGAAGAUGUUGGGUCUCGCUCCCUCUCGUGCUGCAACCAAACAGGCUGGAGGGUUUUUAGGACCUCCUCCACAAGCUGCCAAGUUUUCAUGAAUUUUUGAAACCAGUGAGAUCUCUACAUAGGAAGUGGACACCCUCUGCUGUACAUUGUGUGAACAACAGAGUUUGUUAGUCAGAUCGUGCAGCUACCAAUACCUAAGGUGUUCACUGAAGUCAUGAAAUUGUUAUAAAUUUACUUAUAUAGUAGUUCUGUAAAUGCUAUGAGUAAAUUUACAAGUCAAAUUAUGGUAUCUGUUGGCCAGAGGGUUAAAAAGAUUUUUGUAACUUAAUUAUUUAAUGAUUAACUACAAGACAUUUGCUAAUUGAUUAAACAUAAAUUUUGAGAUCCCUGGAUUUUAGAUUCUGCUCUUGACUAAUAUAAUAUUUAAUUACAGUAUGACCCCUGGAUUGUUAGAAUAUGUUUUAUCUCUGAUUGUGUAUUUGCAUGUCUUAUUUCUGUGAAAUAAAUGACUUGUUUGAGUUUAGACCUUACACUUUUGUGUUGGUUCCUCUGUAGUCUUUGUUUAAUAUUUUAUAUUUGAACAAGACUUAGAUAUAUAAAGUCAUAUAAAUGACUUUAUAUAUGGACUAAGGAAAGAGAAUAAUUACUUAGUAAUUUAAUAUUUAGAAUAUGUUUGUUAAUUUAUCAUUUUUUUGUCCAAAUCAUUCUCUUGCAAUUUGGAGCAUAUUAUCAAAGGGUUAGCCUUCUGCAAUUGCUCUGCAAUUUCCCCCCAUGAAAUUUACUCUUGAGUUACAGUUUCCUUUUAUGGGCACAGAUGGUCAAUGUAGCUGCAGGACUGGCGCUGGCCAAAUUGAUACCCUACGCAGUGUUCCGCGGGUGGGGGGUGGUGUGAUAUCUGACGUGGUGUGAGCUGUGAAUCGAUCGUCUGUGUUCUGCGACUGCUAUCGUGUCCUUCAAUAAAGGUGUGAGGAAGGGCAGCUGGUGGCGUUUCUGCUCCCCCCUAGGGUAAGAUUGUGCCCCCCCAGUGAGUUGUUGCCUUAUGCAGAUUGCAUAACAUGCGUAUAGGAAGCUGCCAUACUGUGUAGCAGCAUCUUCACUGCCUGGCCAAAAAAAGUUGCAUACUCUAUUUUGUUGGACAGCCUUUAGAUUUGAUUAGGGCACUCAUUUGUCAUGGCAUUGUUUCGAUAACUUCACAAAAUUUAUUUCCAGAGUUGCAUUCAUUUUUGGCUGAGAUCUUGUAUUGAUGAUGGGAGAGUCGAACCACUCCGUAAAGUAUUCUCCAGCACAUCCCAAUGACUUUUAAUGGGGUUAAGGCUCUGUGGGGGCCAAUACAUGUGUGAAAAUGAUUCCUCAUGCUCCCUGAACCACAAUUUCACAGUUUGAGCCCGACUAAUCUUGGUAUUGUCGUCCUGGAAUAUUCUCGUGCCAACAGGGAAGAAAAAAAUCCAUUGAUGGGAUAAAACUGGUCAUUCAAUACAUUCAGGUAGUCAGCUGACUUCAUUUUAUUGAUGCAUAGCAUUGCUGAGCCUACACCUGACCAACUGAAGCAACCCCAGAUCAUAAAACUGCCUCCAGGUGCUUGUACAGUGGGCACUAUGCAUGACAGGUGCAUCGCUUUAUGCACUUCCCUUCUCAACUUGAUGCGCCCAUUGCUUUGGAAUUGGGUAAGACCUUUUUCCAUUGCUCCACCGUCCAAUUUUUAUGCUCCAUAGCAAAUUGAAGUUGUUUUUUUCCAAUUAGCUUAUUUCACUAUUAAAGUUAACCGUAAGUUCUACUGUUGAUUUUUUUACAACGUGACAAAGCAUUUUAGUGAUCUCCUAUCACAAUCAUUCAAUAUUUUUUCUGACCUCAUUUCUUCCAUGAAGCUGAUGGUUCACCACCAUCCUUCCAGGUUUUAAUAAUGCAUCGGGCAGUUCUUAACCCAAUUCCAGUGAUUUCAGCAAUCUCCUUAGUUGUUUCCUUUUCUUGAUGCUGGCCAAUAAUUGGCUCCUUCUGAAACACAGUAACAUCUUCUCCAUGACCACGGGAUACGUCUUCUGACAUAGUUGUUUAAGAAAUGAGAAGCUACACUGCAUCAGUUAGGGUUAAAAGAAUUGUUGCCAGAUGAAACAUAUUAAUCACUGCAAUAAUUAUCCCAUCAUAGGCUCUUAAGUAUCUGCUUAUUUAAAUCCAAACGGUAACAUUUUUUUGUCCAGGCAGUGUAGUUGCUGUAGCAUGUAGCCUUGGGCAUGUUGUUUAAUUAGGUACUGCUGAAAGCACACUGUUUACACAUGAUCAUGUGAUGGAAAAUUAAUUCAAGUUAGCUUUCAUUGUCAUUCAGCCGUGGUGCGUGCAUAUAGAAACUAUAUUGUGUUUCUCUGACCUUAUUAGAAAGUUCAUAUUCUUAUUCUGCUGUUGAAAGUAAUCCAGAGCAUGUAAUUUUAUAAUUCACAAGUGGUCUAGUAACAGCUGCUCUCUGUUUGAUUGACAGGUGGCGUAUGUGUGUGUGCUGAACGUGCGCUUGUGUUCCGAAAAUGCUCGCGCUAAUGUGAACCCAAACGGUCAAAUACAUUUAAAACUUCUGCCAAAAUUCCCGUCUUGGUCUAAAGUGAACGUAAACAGCAGAGAAAAAUCUGAUUUGUAUUAGAAUGUCGGACUUGUAUGUAUAAAUGUAAUAUAAUAGACAUGUUGCCGUCUAGUGUGUCAUAAUAAUCAAACAACCAUAACAAGAAAACACUCACUGCUCUUAACUGGGUAAAUUUAGUAGCUUUAAAAUGUAUUAAUGUAUUAUAACCAUACUGUAAAUACCAAUUGUAGUUUUAUGUUACAUUUCAUUCUGAAUGUUUACUUGAAUAAUUUAUAGCCUACUGCUGUUAAAAACUUUUAAAGCUGUUAAAAAAAGGACUAUUUGUUAUUUUGUUAUAAUCUAUUUCCAUUCAUUGCUGUUUUUUAUUGUUAUUGUAUUACUGACUGUUUACAAGUUUUGAAUAAUUACUUAAGAACUUGAAACCAGUCUUCCAUAAUUAACAUGUUAGUUAGUGUUAUUAUUUGUUGUGAAGCUGAUAUUGAGAAUUGUCAAAUUUCCCUACCGACAAUUGAAAUUUUGGUAUUGUGAUAAUUUAUAGCCUUUAUUGUUUAUGGUAGAUCUUGUUGCAAUAACAUGAUGAAAAUAUAGAUCUCAUUCCAUAGAAGUGUGAACAUCCCUAUUGUAAAUGAGGGUAAUGGAGGCUUUCCUUUGAAUUCCAUACAUGAAAUCCACUGUUAA